GAAUCACUAAAAAAUCCCGAAGAUGAGCACCAACACUGGAAGCAACAGCGUCACUUUGCUAGACUGCCAUUGCUAUAGGGUGAACUCGGAAUCGGGAACAUUCUUGGCCUAUGUAACGAAGCAUAAGAAUGCGCUUAUCGAUUCAGUUAAACUGCUGCCGAAAGAGGAAGCCACGUACGAAGUUGAACAUGCGCUAAACUUCAUGCAACACUACAUGCAUCUGGAGGAUGAUGGCUUGGUUGAUAAACCUCAUUCUAACCACCGAGUCCUGAUCGAUCGAAGAAAGUCGCUGUUUGAAAUCCUGCUGGAUCUGCACUCGGCUAUGCGGGCCACAUGUGUAGGCUUUAAUUUGUUCUUCUAUGGCGAUAAUCCGAUUACGUGCGAUUUCAUCAAGCUGCUGCUGCAAUUCCCCUCAUUUUCAUCUCGCGAUGGCGACCAACUGGCAUUGAACAAUGAAAUACCACUGCAAAUGGCUUACUGCACCAUGAUUGUGUUCGAUUCAAGCGAUCUUGAAUCGGCUAGCGAUCGUCUUGCGCUCGCCUGGUCCACUAACAACGCGCCUUGGGCCAUUCGUAACGUGUUGGUACAGGAAACUGUGAAAGAAGAGUUCUUGCUGCUCGUUAAAUCCAAACUGAAGCCAUUCACCGACAGCCAGAAGCAACUUCUACGAGAUUCGUUGGUUAAGGCGCUUGAGGCAGCUAAGAGCUUUGGUGCUAUGUUGACCCAAAAUGUGUCUGACGCUAGCGACAUCAAGCCAACACUUGCCUUCAUUCCUGGUGUUCAAUAUCUGCUCUCGGGUGAAACCACACCCUACCAACCAAGUCCGAUUGUGGCCGUCGACGUUUUUCGCACAGCUAAGGAAGCUGUAUCGCUGGCAAAUAGCAACAACGGGGGCUCCGUGUCGGUCUGGACCGAAGAGCUUUCACUAAUGUUCGAGGUUGCCUACGGGCUACGCAGCCAAACGGUGUGGGUAAACAGCUAUGCUGAGCUUAACCCAGAAUGUCCUUACACCUUCCGUAAGGACGACUUCUGUUACGGCUCAGACUAUGCCGUUUGUGAGAAGAAAGUGAAGCUGGUUUUUGCACCAACAAAGACCACGCCAUCGAACUGCCUGGAAACUAAUCGGGCUGCGAUCAAAAGUCUAGGCACGUAUGUGGCCGAUACGCGCAGCUACAGGGGCAAUACGGUGCAGAUCAAAAACGGUAUCCAUUAUGAGACCAUCUCUUCGCCGGCAGAUGUGGAAGCGUACGGUAGCACUCAUCGGCUGGCAAUUGUCGACAACUUCUGGGAUACGUACGUGUCUCUCGAUGUGAUUGAUCGACGACUUCUUUUAGAUACGGUGCACAACCAGCGCAAAGUGAUUUGCAUUCCAUUCGGCGUUACGUUUGCCAAUUGAAUCUCGCACAUUC
This is a messenger RNA of Anopheles nili, 1409 nucleotides long. RefSeq lists its product as uncharacterized. The coding region runs from base 23 to 1396 and encodes 457 amino acids. NCBI's taxonomy places the organism in Eukaryota, Metazoa, Arthropoda, Insecta, Diptera, Culicidae. The transcript has 2 exons. The record is from RefSeq and is a predicted model, not a curated record. Gene Ontology annotation, molecular function: oxidoreductase activity, acting on the aldehyde or oxo group of donors, NAD or NADP as acceptor.